Canis lupus familiaris (dog) is the source of this 1045-nucleotide messenger RNA. RefSeq names its product pre T cell antigen receptor alpha (gene PTCRA). The coding region runs from base 58 to 849 and encodes 263 amino acids. Gene Ontology annotation, biological process: negative regulation of thymocyte apoptotic process. The transcript is spliced from 5 exons. NCBI's taxonomy places the organism in Eukaryota, Metazoa, Chordata, Mammalia, Carnivora, Canidae. The record is from RefSeq and is a predicted model, not a curated record.
CUCUCACAGCCCACAGCUCAGGUCUGCAGCUGGGUCCUGCCUCCUCUCAGGAGGGCCAUGGCCAGGACUUGGCUGCUGCUGCUUCUCCCGGCCCUCGGGUGUCCAGCCCUGCCCACGGAUCUUAUUUCCUUCCCUUCCUCCCCAGCGGUAACCACCCUCCUGAGGCUGGCACAACAAGGUGUGGGCGGCACACCCUUCCCCUCUCUGGCCCCACCAAUCACGCUGCUGGUGGAUGGGAAGCAACAGACGCUGGUGGUCUGUUUGGUCCUCGAUGUUGCACCCCCUGGUCUUGAGAGCCCCAUCUGGUUCUCAGCUGGCAAUGGCAGCUCACUGGACGCCUUCACCUACGGCCCUUCCCCAGAGGCUGACGGCACCUGGACUAGCUUGGCUCAGCUCUCUCUGCCCUCCGAGGAGCUGGCAGCCUGGGAAUACUUGGUCUGCCACACUGGGCCUGAGGCUGGCGACCAGAGCCAGAGCACACAGCCCCUGCAGCUGUCAGGAGGGGCUUCCUCAGCCAGGACUUGCCUCUGGGAGCGUGUCACAGGGACUCGGGGCCAGGCGCUGCGGCUUGGGGCGCUGCGCCUGCUGCUCUUCAAGCUGCUACUGUUGGACGUGCUCCUGACCUGCAGCCGCCUCCGCGGCCUGCCCUCCGCGGGGGAGACCCCGCGCUCCCCGCGCCCCAGCGGGCCGGCAGGUGCACCGCCGUCUCCCGCAGCCUCCGCCCGCAGGCGCGCCCUCAGCCCCCGCCGCCUGCACUGGCCGCAGUUGGGGGCGCGCCCGGAGCCCCGGAGCCCAGGCUGGGAGGAGGGGAGGCUCUCUACCCACCGAGCUUGGGCCUGGUGCUCGUGAGCCACCCUGUAUUCCUUCCUUAAGCCUUGCAGUAUUUGUCUGUGACCUGCCUCCUCCUGCAGUUGGAAGUUUCUGGGGCUGGGCUCUGUCUCCCGCCUCCGAUUGAGGGCUUCUGAGGGAGGAGGGUGGUGGUCCACAGGUACUGGGACAUUUGAGGAGCAGGGAACUGAGACUAAUUAAAGGAGAACUUAAAUGA